AUGACUAUUGCUGGGUUCUACUAUAUUGACCCGUCAACUCGGCGGCAGAGGUAUUUACCUCAAGCUCGGGUAGAGGCCCAUGCUUCCAUCCUGUCGACAAUCUCAAGGACUACUCUUACGCAGACUUUCAUGGGGUCUUCAGACCAGAUUCCAGAGCUCAGGUACUCCUUCCCACUCUAUGAUGGAGUCAGUGUUGUCGGCUUUACCUGUACAAUUGGCAAGCGCGUCAUCAAGGGGGUUGUCAAGGAGAAGCAUAAAGCGCGGCAGGUCUACAAAGAGGCUGUUGGCCAUGGACUGACAGCCGGCCUUCUAGAGCAGUUGCCAGAGUCAUCCGACGUCUUCACGACGACCAUAGGCAACGUUCCCGGCGGCGCGGAGAUCCAGGUUGAGGUCGUCUACUUAGGCGAACUCAAGCACGAUGCACAGAUCGACGGCAUUCGCUUGACGAUCCCCACGAGUAUUGCACCUCGAUAUGGCUCCUAUCCUGGAGAGUUGGCUACUCACGCUCCUACGAGCGGAAGUAUGAAGGUCGUAGUCGACGCGGAAGUCCCCACUGGAUCACACAUCACUUCGAUCCAAUCGCCCUCUCAUCAUCUUGCUGUAACGCUGGGCCAGCUGUCAACUACCACUGGAGCCGAACCAUCGUUUCAAAGAGCUUCGGCUACCUUGUCUCUCAGCACCGCCGAGCUUGACAAAGAUUUCGUAUUGCAAGUUAGAGCAACGAAUACCGGCAAUCCCAGCGCCAUUCUGGAAGAACAUCCGACCAUCCCCAACCAGCGAGCAUUAAUGGCAACGUUGGUGCCAAAGUUCCAACUACCACCCGAGAAGCCCGAGAUCAUAUUUGUGUGCGACCGAAGCGGAAGCAUGGCUGGUACAAAGAUGGAAAACCUCAAAACCGCCCUCCGUCUCCUUGUCAAGUCCCUACGCGUGGGGAUGAAAUUCAACAUCUGCAGCUUUGGAAACCACCACUCAUUUCUGUGGAAACGGUCGCACACCUACGAUGAGUUCAGCAUGAACAAGGCGAUGAAGCACAUUGAGACCUUCGACGCGAAUUUCGGUGGAACGGAGAUGUACCAGCCCAUUGAAGACUCUUUUAAACGCCGGUACACGGAUAUGAAUCUUGAGGUCUUUCUACUUACCGACGGCGAAAUCUGGGAUCAAGGCCGGCUCGUGGGGUUGAUCAACGAACAUGUCUCUACCAGCAAUGGUGCGAUUCGGCUUUUCAGUCUUGGGAUCGGUCGUGCUGCUAGUCAUGCCUUGAUGGAAGGGGUCGCACAGGCUGGAAACGGCUUUUCCCAGUCCGUUACCGACAACGAAGAGAUGGGCAGUAAAGUUGUCCGCAUGCUUAAAGGUGCAACUUUUCCUCACAUCAAGCAGUACACAUUGGAAGUCAAGUAUGCUAGUGAACCGCGAGAUGACAUAGGCGACGAGUUCGAAGUCGUUGAAGGUGUUUCUGACGGCCCGGUGACUGCGUCAUCGACACCUUCGUCCACGUCAGCUCUCCCUGCAGAGCCUCCGAAGCCGAUCAUUUCGCUAUUCCAAGCGUCCAUCGACCAAGAUGUUGAGAUGAAGGACGCGGGCGAUGAGGAACGAUACUCGGGACUCCCGAACGUGUCACCUCCGAAGUUUCUACAAGCGCCCUUUGAAAUACCUACUCUCUUCCCGUUCAAUCGUACCAGUGUUUACUUGCUCAUGUCCCCAUCAAACAACUUGAGUCCCAGGUCGGUUGUUCUAAAAGGUGAUUCCAUACACGGAGCUCUGGAGUUGGAAAUCCCCAUCACGGUUCUUGAGCAAAAGGGUGAAACUAUCCACCAACUCGCGGCCAAAAAGGCCGUUGGUGAAUUAGAGCGAGGAAAAGGGUGGAUAUAUCAUGCCAAAUCAGUUGAAGAGCCCACAAAGCUUCUCAAGGAGAAGCAUGAUGGACACUUCCAGGACAUGGUCGAACGCGAGGCCGUCCGUUUGGGUGUUCAGUAUCAGAUUGGUGGGAAAUGGUGCUCUUUUGUCGCCGUUGAGGCGACCGGCGAAGUGAACCAACAGAGUUCAGAUAACGACCAUAAAUCUCAAGCUCACCCAGGUUUGAUGCAACAACGUUCAGGCCAAAUGGGGUCUUUGACUUCAGGGCACGUUGGUCAAAAUAGUCUGCCGCAAGUGAUUGCUUCAGGGAAAUUUUACAGCUCCCCACGCAGACCAACCAGUAAUGAACAGAACAAUUCAUCGCUAACGUCAAAUAUAGCACUGUCAAAUAUGGCCCAGCCUCAUGUCGCACAGGCCGUACCUAUAACACAAGCCGCAGCUCUGGCGCCGCCUACCGCACAAAUCGAUCACAAGCUUCUGGAGCAAUACCGAAAAGAAAUGGAAGAGGCCGCUGCCAUGCCUUUGGUCGACGAAGAUGACGACCUCCUCGACUUUUCCGAUACGAAUCAGCAGAAGGCACAGCCUCCUCAACCGCCACGAAAGAGCGCAAUGCCAGCUUCGAUUAGAUCUAAAAAGUUUGACGGGUUCUGGACAUGGGACCAAAAGCUUCGGGGUUUGAUGGGUUGGAACGAGGCUACAAUUCAGUCUGUCAAUGAUAAAAUACACACUUCGGGGGAGUUGGGUCUGAACGCCAGCGCCACAGCAUGUGUAAUCGCAUGGUUGCGAAAGGAGAAGAUGGACGAGAAGGACGCAUGGGAGUUACUGGUUGACAAGGCCGUGGCAUGGUUGGAGGACGAAUUCGGAGGUGCCGAUGAGCUCGUUGAGCUCGCUAGGUCUACCGUCUAG
Molecule: messenger RNA, 2760 nt
Organism: Truncatella angustata
Lineage: Eukaryota; Fungi; Ascomycota; Sordariomycetes; Amphisphaeriales; Sporocadaceae
Product: von Willebrand factor type A domain-containing protein
Exons: 3
Coding region: 1-2760 (919 amino acids)
Source: RefSeq, a predicted model, not a curated record